UGUGGUGGUGUGUGCGGGGUUGCACUCAGAUGGGCGUGUCAGGGGCGGGGCCUCCAUGGUGUAUCUGAGGCGUUUCAUUGGCUGCGCCGUGAGGGAGUUCAGCUUCCUGGCCAAGAAGCCGGGAUGUAGUGGCCUGCACAUCACCACUGAUGCCUGCUGGAGGCGCUGUGAGACCUGGGAGAAACCGGUGCUGGAGCCGCCCCAACGGAGUCGUACCAGGUGCAGGAUGUUGCAUUAUUUCCUGUGCUCACGCUGUGUGAUGACGGUGUGCCUGCCCAACUGCUCCGCCCACGUCGACCCCACCUACACCUACCCCAUCGCCAUGCGCUGCGACUGCGCUGUGUGUCUGACCAGCACCACCGAGCAGGAAUUUUGAGGGACAGUUGCUCUGACCUGAAAAAAGGGCAUCCCCACACCAGAGUUUCCGCUAGGUCAAAGUGACCGGCAGAGGUUUCGUU
This is a messenger RNA of Alosa alosa (allis shad), 458 nucleotides long. Its product is annotated as glycoprotein hormone beta-5-like. Gene Ontology annotation, cellular component: cytoplasm; extracellular region. The transcript is spliced from 2 exons. Gene Ontology annotation, molecular function: hormone activity. The record is from RefSeq and is a predicted model, not a curated record. Gene Ontology annotation, biological process: regulation of thyroid hormone receptor signaling pathway; G protein-coupled receptor signaling pathway. NCBI's taxonomy places the organism in Eukaryota, Metazoa, Chordata, Actinopteri, Clupeiformes, Clupeidae. The coding region runs from base 56 to 376 and encodes 106 amino acids.